AUGCACUUUUUCCUGCUUUCCAUCACUGCCACUUCUAUCUUCAGCCUUGUUGCUGCAGACUCAACUCCCAACUCCUUUGACAGCUGGAAACAAAGCAUCCCCUCUUGUGCCCAGUCAUGCUUUGAUGACUUUUACUCUAGCAGCGUGGGUACUUCCUGCGCCAGCGAUGCAGCCUCUAGCACCAAGCUAUCUGACCUACAAUGUGUUUGUGCUGCCAUGGAGGCAAAUCUUGACAGCGGGGGCAACAAGGCAGUCCAAUGCUCUUCUUCGAAGUGUGGGUCAGACAGCAACAUUACUUCGGAGGUUACUGCAGGCCUACAGGGCCUGGCUAGUAUGUGCUCCGCGGCUGAGGGGAGUUCCUCGAGCUCGAGCUCAAGCUCAAGCUCAAGCUCAACUGAAACCGCAACGGCAACAUCUAUCAAACCCACGUCCACCACGGCAGCGGCAACCACUGCGACCCAUAGCUCGGGUUCCACAAGUAAGUGCUCCAUUCUACUUUAUCUAUACCUGCACCAGCUCCACUUCUAUCCAAGACUGUUUGACUAUAAUGGUAGUAAGCAAUUGAAUCUGACAGGGUCUUGCGAGAAAAACAGUGACGAUUACAACGUCAAACUUAUUCUGGAUGGGGGUAGCUGGAGCUCUCCUUAG
Molecule: messenger RNA, 648 nt
Organism: Penicillium cataractarum
Lineage: Eukaryota; Fungi; Ascomycota; Eurotiomycetes; Eurotiales; Aspergillaceae
Exons: 1
Coding region: 1-648 (215 amino acids)
Source: RefSeq, a predicted model, not a curated record